AUGUUUCGGAUCCGACGAGAUCCGACCUGGGGACGAACACACGUCAUUCAAGGUGCAACUCUAUGUUCCACCUACCAACAAUAUGAUGACCACAUUGCAUCAAACUGUCCUCAAACGGACAACCCGGUCGGUUUCCAUUGUGGUCAGAAUCAUCCUUUCGAUUCCAACUGCCGUAACAGCAUCUGCUGUGCAAAUUGCAAGCAGGAACAUAUUGCAGGUAACCCCAGCUGUCCAAUGAAAAUUGAAGCAAGAAGAAAACCUAUAGCCAAACCAGCUGAACUUGAAUCGACAAAACCAAACGUUCCGUCAAAUCUGUCCCACCACCUACAGGUUGGACCAACGCAUAUCACUCGCCUGCGGCAGCCAAAUUAUUUCAUCAAUCAACAAGUCAACAGCUUAAUGCUUCUCAACCGGACUUCCUUUCGAUCUCGAACAAGCCCAACAUCCUGCUGA
This is a messenger RNA of Adineta ricciae, 453 nucleotides long. The record is from the annotation of a GenBank genome assembly. Lineage: Eukaryota; Metazoa; Rotifera; Eurotatoria; Adinetida; Adinetidae.